Messenger RNA from Striga asiatica, 537 nucleotides. The record is from the annotation of a GenBank genome assembly. NCBI's taxonomy places the organism in Eukaryota, Viridiplantae, Streptophyta, Magnoliopsida, Lamiales, Orobanchaceae.
AUGGCUGGUACUGGAGUCCAAGUGGUAAAACACGUAAUCGGAGACCUGAUACUCGAUCCUAGUCCUAGUGAUGAUGGUGAGCCAUUCGACUUUGCGAAUGCGCUGAGGAUUGAGCUUGAGCGAGGUCCGCUAAUGGUGUCCAUUUGGAUGGCACCGAGAUUGUCACAUCUGCCAUCGGAGAGAAUUUGCACGAUGGACCCGCUCAGCCCGGACAACAGCCCGGAAGGGGUCGGCAGGGGUGGGGGGCGUGGCCGAGGGAGGGGGCGUGGCCGAGGGAGGGGGCGUGGCCGAGGGAGGGGGCGAGGCCGAGGGAGGGGGCAAGCGGUUGAGGGAGAGGAGGAUCGUCCCGGUUUGCACACAUGCUUGCUGACGGGGUACGGGUCGUUGAACGGCACCCCGUACUUCGAGAUAAUGAACACAUGGGGGGGCGACUGGUGCGAUGGAGGCUUCGGAAAGAUCUCUAUUGAUCUCAUUCUGGAGGCCUGGAACUUUGGGAUUCAAGUUGUCCCGCUUGAGAUUGAGGGUGACUCGGACUAG